Danaus chrysippus (African queen) is the source of this 249-nucleotide messenger RNA. The record is from the annotation of a GenBank genome assembly. Lineage: Eukaryota; Metazoa; Arthropoda; Insecta; Lepidoptera; Nymphalidae.
AUGGCGCGGUUAAGUCGAUCGGGACAUUGUAGUACGUGCGUCACUCAUCGCGUUACCGACACACUCGCUUCUGUGCUAGCCAUGAUCUCAUCUCCAGCAAGGCGUGGCAUACACCAGCCCCGCCUAGAACCAGCCCCGGGCACCCUCACAACACGCCUCGCCAAUAGCGAAACACUCCGGCUAAUCUUUAUCACGGGAAAAAUAAACAGGGGUGGGAAUAAUGACGAGGCGCUUCGACGGCGCUGGUAA